AUGCGGUGCGAAGCCCAGCAUUUUGGAGUAACUAUUCAUAGUGCAUUCGGGAUUGGCACUCAGUCUAACAGCUUAAAUGAUCAUUUGUCUUGUGAUAAACUAAAUAGCUAUCGAUGUAAAUUACAUUCUCUCAAAUUACUAUUUGUUGAUGAGGUUUCUCUCAUACAAGCAAAUCUAUGGGGUGCUAUGCACUCUCGUCUUACUCAAAUUAUGGAUAUACAUUCAAAUACAGCUAUUUUUGGUAAUAUUGGAAUAAUUGCUAUUGGUGACUUUUAUCAAUGCUCACCUGUAGCAUCUUCAAGUAUUUAUUCUUCUUUACUAUGGUCUGAUCAUUUUCGAAUACGAUUAAGCAUUU
Messenger RNA from Rotaria sp. Silwood2, 355 nucleotides. The record is from the annotation of a GenBank genome assembly. NCBI's taxonomy places the organism in Eukaryota, Metazoa, Rotifera, Eurotatoria, Philodinida, Philodinidae.